Molecule: messenger RNA, 4127 nt
Organism: Ahaetulla prasina
Lineage: Eukaryota; Metazoa; Chordata; Lepidosauria; Squamata; Colubridae
Gene: MFAP3
Product: microfibril associated protein 3
Exons: 3
Coding region: 256-1296 (346 amino acids)
Source: RefSeq, a predicted model, not a curated record
GGAGGAAAGAGCGUCACCGAGCCGGAAGUCGGGUGACCUCGCUCUUUUUUCUCCUUUUUUUUUUCUCGUUACCGGAUAUGACGAAUUUGCAGAAAAGUUACCGACCGGCUGGGUAGUUGGACAGGUAUCAUCAAAGACAAUGGUUGAUGCAUCACUCAAUAUCUUCUCUGGUGAUCAAGAUAAUGUGUAUUGUUUCAGUGCUAACUUUCUUCAGUAAUUAAAUUCAACAAAAGAAGCCCUUAAUUUUAAGCUUCCAUGAAGUUCAGCUGCUGCCUGUUGAUUCUGGUUCUUAACCUCAGUGUUUUUGCUCAAGAAAAUGUUACUUCCAACCUGACGUUUGCUGUGGGAUCAAGGCCCCUGUCUCUCAACAUAUCACUUCUCCCUGUCUUUCAAGCCUUGACAAAAUAUCCAGUUCCUCAGGAUAUCAUAGCAAAAGAAGGUACCUAUGCUUUCAUUGAAUGUAAUUUGAACAUUAGCCAGCAGGACACCAUAUUCUGGUACAACUCAAAGGGGCAUCUUCUGGAGCAAGGUGGGAAAGAUGGAAGACUGGUGAUCUCUGACAAUAUCCUCAAUAUCACAGGUGUAAUAUUUGCUGACCGGGGACGAUAUACUUGCAUUGUCACAAAUGAAAAUGGCACUUCUUAUUAUUCAGUCACCCUCAGAGUGGUCUCCACCUCUGGAGACAUGGGCAUUUAUUACAUGAUUGUCUGCCUAGUUGCUUUUACCAUCAUCCUAAUCUUAAAUAUUACACGUCUGUGCAUGAUGAGCAGCCAUCUUCGUAAAACAGAGAAAGCCAUCAAUGAGUUCUUCAGAACUGAAGGGGCUGAGAAGCUACAGAAGGCUUUUGAAAUCGCCAAACGCAUUCCUAUAAUUACCUCUGCCAAAACUCUAGAGUUGGCCAAAGUCACCCAGUUUAAAACCAUGGAAUUUGCUCGCUACAUUGAAGAACUUGCCAGAAGUAUCCCUCUGCCACCUCUAAUCCUUAACUGCAGGGCCUUUAUGGAAGAAAUAUUUGAAGCAGUGCAUAUUGAUGACCCUGAUGAAGUAGGAGAGGGAGUGAAACAGACCCAAGCACUUGGUGCCCAAGAGGGACUCUAUCCCUUAAACCCAGAAAUAAAGCGCAGUAAUUCACCAGCAGGAGAUUCAGAUGAUGGUUCAGUGAAUGACCACGGCAAAGAAAUAGCUGUGGAAGUAUCUAUCCACCUUCAGUCAGAAGCACAAAGCAUUGAUAGUGUUUCUCACGAUAGUGUCCCCUCCCUGCCUUCAGAGGAUGGUCCAAGGGCUGAACCCAAAUAGAAUAGCAAAGCUACUUGUGUGACAUUUCUCCUGAUUUGAGAGAAUGCUCUCAAAGAGAAAAGGGAAAAUGCCACCAUAGUCUCAGAUGCAUGAUCCCUGUUUGUUUUUUUGUUUUAAAUUUUGUUAGGUGACUGUAAAAUCAGCGUAGAUGAAGGUAUUUUAAUAUACUUUUUUUGUUAAUAUAACUAAUCUUAGAAGUAUUUUGCAGCAGGAAUCUUUUCUAUCAAUUAUUGAUUACUCCAGUUAUAAUAGAGUGAACAAACUUUUGUUGGCUGGUGUAGUACAGUUUAUUAUUAUUAUUUUUGUGAGAGAAAGAUGGCAGCAAAUAGGGCACCGAUGGCAUGAUAUCAUGAAAAAUAACUGGGGACUUGGUUACAUUUCCCCCUACUUUUCAGUGAGCUAAGAUUAAAAGAGGCACAAUACACGUUUGUUUGCUCCUGAAAACUAAAAUGAAGGCUGGUGAGUUAUCUGUUCAUGAGAUACAGCAAAAUAAUACAUUGAUGUAAACAGUUUCUGUCAUGACUACCCAAAAAAUUUAAAUUCUUAUAUGUGCUCAGUUCUUUAAUUACAGUUCACAAGUGUAUUGUACAAGAAAUUAUAAUGUGGCAGGUCUUUUUUUUUUAAGUGCUGUAAGGAAACUAUGUGAUUGUUACAACUAAAAAACUAUGUGAAAAACUUAGAAAAUAUCCAGAGAUUCAAUUGUAUGUAUGUACCUAUUCAGUAUUUGCAUUAAAAAAUAGGAACCCAAAUGCAACCUUUGCAUUGCAGUCAAGGACGGACCACUUAAAUAUUCUGCCAAUUGCCAAAUAUUUUAAUAAAUGAGGCUUGUUUUCUCGGUGUUACUCAUAAUAUCAACGUUUGGAAUAUUAUUUCAUUUCAUUGCAGUGGUGAACUGACAAAUCUUCAGGUUCUCUCAGUGUUACUAUGAUAAAAACAGUGACAACUUCGGUAUUUGAAGUGUCUGCGGUAACCUCAUUUAUAACUUCAGCCUUCUUAGUUCUUAAUUGUUAAUAUUAAGUGGCCAAUAUUGAGACAAUGUCAUUCGAUAGCAGUUAUAAGUGUUCCAUGAAAAUCACCUGGGGAAAACUGUUAACAUGAGCCAAUGAUAAUUUGGGUGAAAAAGAUACACAGUUAGAAAAGUAGGCUGAGAAUUGUUAUCUGUGGAAUAACAUUUGGCCUGGUCCCAAUAAAAAAACCUGGGGAAACUUCAAAAAGCAACACCAUUGUACAAUAAGCAACUUUUAAUACAGACAUUUGGCUGAUUCCUUAUGUUCAACAGUAGUGUAAUUGCCUACUAGAGCCAUGGUGGCACAGUGGUUAGAAUGCAAUACUGUUGAUUGCCAGGAGUUCAAUUCUGACCUGCUCCAGAUUGACUCAGCCUUCCAUCCUUUCAAGAUCCAUAAAGUGAGGAACCAGAUUGUUGGGGGCAAUAUGUUGACUCUGUUAUCCAUUUUGAGAGGGCUGUAAAGCACUAUGAAGUGGUAUAUAAGUGCUAUUGCUUCAGGCUAUAGAUAUAAAAUAGUACAGUUAAAUCUCACUGUAAAGAAAAACAGAUACCUUGUAAAUUCAAAUUUAAAUUGUUGAGGGUUUAGUUUGGUCAGUUAUUGCCUGUUGUUCCCCUCACAUACUUUUGUAUGAAGCUUUUACCUUUCUGGAAAAUUACUUCACAUAACUGAAGUGAUGCAAUCCGUUAUAUCACAUCUCAUAGUAGGAGAUGAUAUAAUGUAUUACAUCACUUCAGUAAUGUGAAGCAGAUCUGUCCUUAUGCUGUGAGGUCAAAUUUGCUAAUGAAGUAAGAUUAUCCUUUCUCUUCCCGCCAUUUGAAUUGACCCAGUUCAUAUAAGCUUUUUUUUUUCGCACGGGGGGAACAGCCCUAACAUAUAGUUUCCUUCUUAGCUUUAAAAAAAAUGACAAAACAUAAUCUAGAAAGUUAAAAUAGUGCAAGUCUAAAUUUAUGAUAGAUAUGACAUCCCUCUUACUCUAGCAAAAAUUGAAGAAACAUGGUUUUUGAAGAAAUCUGUUACGUUUAUAGCACAAGUGGGGGGCAAGCAGUAGUAGUAAUGGCACCUGGGAAUUGGAGUCAUUGGCAGUAAUGCCCAUCUGUUUAACAGAUUGUUCAAGAAAACAUUUACCUCACAAUAUUUAGCUUAAUUUUCUUAAUAUUUGUUUCUGUUUCUGAAACAAAAUAGAUCAUGCAGGCUUAAGCUUGGCAAAGGGGUAUAUUUGUAAAUAUAGAAGGAUAUUUCUCUCUGUCUUUCUAUAAAUCAUUUUUAUGUGUACAUCUUGGUUUGCGUCAUUUUCUUUUGUGGAACAAAGGCAGGACAGAGACGAGCAAUUAAUUUAGAUGGAUUAGAUGUAAAAAUCAUGCAUGGUAAAUAUUGUGCAGUGUGGAUAGUUUAUUUUAAGCAUAUAUUUUUACCAAAUAUUCUUGUAGUGUUAUGAACAUAUUUGGAGAACUAUUGUGGGUGUGAUGUACUUGUUUAAAAAAAUUGAUGUAACCUUAUUAAAAAAACAACACAAGACUUCUCAAAUACCAACAGAUUUUAAUGAAUAAUUAGGGCAAGAGCCCAGCCGCAAAGGUAUUAUUACCUAAUACUAACUGGGGUUCAGUUCUGCCUGUGCACUUUUGUGUGUGUGUGUAAACUAAUUUAUGUUAGGGGUGAGGUUGUGUUCUUUAGCUGUAGUAUUUUGUGAAAGUAUUAGAAAACUUAACUCUGUUCACCAAAAUGUGGUUUCAGCAUUACAUUUGUAGCUUGGGAGUUGUAUUUCAUACUUUUAUAUAAAAAUAAGAUGGUGCUUUCUUCCAACAAUAAAAUCUGCUAUUAAAUGCC